UCCUCAUUUUGGAAAUCUAUCAAUAUGUUCGACCAUUCUUGUGGUGUUUAAUGGACAAUUAACAAUAAUUAUAAGAUACACAGUAACAGUAUGAUGACGUUAAAGAUUGUAGUUGCUGUAAUUUCCCUUUUUAUCGUAAAAGUGUUUGGAGAAAACGAGAAACAUUGUCCCGUAUCUGCCUUGAUAGAACACUUUCAUGUUCGACAAGCUUAUCCUGAUGUAAAAGAUUUUAUUCCUCAUGGAACCACAUUGACAGUUAAAUGCAAAUCUACGAGAGAAUUUUCCUGGGCUUUUUGCCAGAGCGGUCAAUGGACAGUAAAAGAUAAAGACUGUUCUUCAGCAGUUACCAAAGAACUAGCGAAACCUUUAAAAAGAAGAAAACGCGGAUGGUUUCGGCGAAUUGUCAGAUUUGUUGGCAAAGUUGUUUGCAGUAUAUUCAGUUGUCCUAGACCAAGACCACGCGAUACAACUAGACCACAGAUUAGUAGUUGUCCAUCAGACAGAACAGUAACAGCUAUUCCAUUUCAGCUUCAUACCUUUGUUGAUUGGACGCCUCCUACAGCAUGGGACAACAGAGACGGACAAAUCAGCGUUCAUAUAAAUGGUCCCUACAGUCCUGGUGGUCCAUUCUUUGAACGAGAUGGUAGACCCACAACAGUUGGCUAUUAUGCCCGAGAUCAAGCAGGAAACAUGGCAACAUGCAACUUCAACAUUUAUGUAAAAGUUAUACGAUGUCCAGUGCGUUCGAGCAGCAUACCAGACGGAUAUAGAGUCUGUCAUCCGAGUAGUGAUAUGGUUUUAGGAGCAGUCUGUUGGUAUGGCUGUUACCAAGGACAUACACUGAAAGGAGCACCAUCACGAAUAGAAUGUUUAGAAACAGGCGAAUGGUCAAGUCAAAACGAGCCAUAUUGUGAAAAAAAACAGUGUUCAACAAUUGUACAACGUGGCCAGCUAAGUUUUUCGUGCACAGCAGAUUUUUACUUCAGAUCUAUAUGUACAUUUGGAUGUGAUGCAGGAUUCGAUAUUCCUACAAAUCAGAGGAGAACUAAAGUUUGUCUGGCAUCAGGGACAUGGAACGGAUACGAUCCAGAUUGUGUUGACGUUGAACCACCUUCUUUUGAACAAUGUCCAAACACCUUAAUGUUCUAUCCUGGAGAUAAUAAAGACACUGCCUUUAUCUCCUGGGACAAACCAGUAGUAAUAGACAACAAAGACAAGGGAUUAGAACCUACACAAAUAAUAGGUCCACCACCAGCAUCCGAACAAGGAGUUAAUACGUAUACUGUCAGGUAUACAGUUAAAGAUUUAGCAGGAAAUGAAGGAAGGGAGUGUUCAUUUGAUAUUGUGAUUAAACAACUGAGAUGUCCUAAGUUAUAUCCACGACCUUAUAUGAAGUUAAACUGUACAGGAACAAGGCGUGGUUCUGAAUGUGCUUUCUCAUGUCAAGAUAACUCCGUUUUAGUCGGUACAAACAACACCUACUGCAAUAGAAAUGGAAGUGAUCCCUACGCAAAUUGGGCUAUGGAUUUCCAUCCGUUCUGUAAACUAUCAAAUGGUUGUCCAGAUAUUGUACCACCGGACAAUGGAGCUAUGGCGUGUGACGUGUGGGUUGGUGGACGAUUCUGUCACCCGUUGUGUUCUCAUGGAUAUUCUGUAAUUGUUUCGUUACCAAAUUUCAUGGUUUGCAUAGAAAAUGGAAUUUGGACGAAUCACAAAAAGUUGUCAGACUGUUAUCCAACAGCAAACUCAACACGUAGAUAUGUUACAAUGGCAGCUGAGUUUUAUUUCACGGGAAACUGCAACGAUCCAGAAACUCAGGCAGAGAUAAAGGAAAGUUUUAUGGCUGCAGUUCAAAAUUCCAAAUCGUUUAUGGUAAAGAAAAUGUGCAGGAGUCCUGAAUGCAAUAUUGGAAACGUAAAGGUGAUUUGUCCACAAAAACAGAAGAAAAGGUCAACAGAUACCAUGAUCAUCAACACUGAAAUUUAUUUCGAGUCUGGAAAUGAUUCACUUACAUCACAGCAAUAUGAAGCUGAAGUGAAUACUGUUACAGAGUUUAUUAAUUCCCUUGAAACAGAUCUAAAAUCGGACAACUUUACUCUCACCAGCGAUGACGAGUACGCUAAUCUUCUAGAAAUGACAUCAAAUGAAUUACUUCUAGAUUGCCCUGCAAAUUCUGUGCCUGUAUUCAAUACUAUUAUUGCCUGUGUGCCGUGUCCAGCAGGUACGUUUUAUGACGGCAGUUCAAAAACCUGUAGUACAUGUUCCAGAGGUUCAUACCAACCAAAUUUUGCUCAAGAUGACUGCAUUCCAUGUCCGUAUACUCAGACAACAGCCAGAGUUGGUGCUAUAGGUGUAUCAGAAUGUGAAGAUGCUUGUGAACCUGGUACCUGGUCUUUGACUGGUAUCCCACCAUGUGUAGAAUGCGAUGUUGGUUAUUACGAGAGCAACUAUGGUUCAACAGUCUGUAAACAAUGUCUAGGAAAUCGCAUUACAUUGAUGGAAAAAAGUGACAAUGUAUCUUUUUGUGUUGAUUACGAUGUUGUUUUCCCAAACAGCACAGAACCUGCUUACACAGAGUUGCAAAUAAGUGAUAUUCCACUUCAAACACCAUUUGUGAUGACUUUUCAUAUACACUGUCAAACUUCAUGCAGAGGAACUUUUUUCGCCGUAGAUUCUUCUGCAUCUGACCACAUUGAGUUGACGUCUGAUUUGUUAACUAUUAACACAAACUCAUCUGAUGCUUUUGAUGGUCUUGAUUUGUCAAAGAAAUGGUUUCACAUUACAUUACAUAUUAACACAAAUGAUAGUUCAUUAUUUGUUGAUGGAGAACUGCAUAAAAUAUAUGAAAACAACGUUAAUUUUACUCAAGAUCUUGACUUAAAUAUAACUUUAGGAGGAGAUAACUUCAUUGGAGCUAUUUCACAGUUUAGCAUAGUUUCCCAGCAAGCGUAUAUGAAUAAUGAACAUUUGUAUUCGAAAUGUAAAAGUGAAGGUUUGUCUUCGGGAUUCGUCAACUGGAAUGAGUUUGUUUAUAGCAAUCUGAUGAAUGCAUACAUAAAUAUUCCAUCCAAAUGUGAUGAUUAUGAUAAUUGCCAAAUAAAUCCUUGUGUAAAUGGAAGCUGUACUGACAAACUUUUGGGAUACACUUGCGCUUGUGAUGUUGGUUUUACGGGCACUAACUGUGAUACAAAUAUUAAUGAUUGUGCUGUACAUGUCUGCCAGAAUAAUGCAACCUGCAUAGAUGAAGUGAAUAAUUAUGCGUGCUCAUGUGACUAUGGAUAUACAGGAGAGUUAUGUGAAAUUACAAUGGUUGACGGCAGUUGGUCUGACUGGGAUAAUUGGACAGAAUGUUCUGUUAGCUGUGGUAAUGGUACAAUCCAACGUUGGCGGGCAUGCGCAGAUCCCCUUCCAGAUAAUGGAGGAAAACUGUGUGAAGGAUCAGAUACAGAAAUCGAAAUAUGCAGCUUAGAAUCUUGUCGAGAAUGUACAGAGUUAGUUGAACCAAGCAACUCUUCCUUGUCCUGUGUAAACAACAGCAAUACAAUUACAUGUGUACUAAGCUGCGACGAAGGAUUCGACUUUGACCACGAUGUCAAAGAAGAAUAUGUGUGCGGAAAUGAAACAUACUACUACUGGGAUUUUCAGACAAAUAAUAACCCGUAUGGUCGACUACCGCACUGUACAGAGAUUAUCCAAUCAACAAAAAUUCACGUCAAUCACACAGCGUAUUACGACUUGGAUGGAUGCGAUACUUCAUUCACUGCCGAUGUCAAAAACAACAUUACGGCUAGAAUUGAGUCAGCUGCCCAUCAACUUACAUGUGUGACGUCAAACAUCUGUACCAUAUCAAGCAAUGAAGUUAUAAAUUGCGAUAUUUCACAAAAGAAUUUAGACACUAACUCUUCUGUUGGUUUUACAGUGAAAUUAACAUGUGAUACAACUACGCAUGGAUUAGAGACCUGUGUUUAUGGAUUCGGAGACGCCGUCACAGAACUUAAAGAAUUGGAAAACGGAACUGAGUUAGAUCUUCCACACAAUAGUAUCAUAUAUAAGAUUGUACAGAAUAGUUCUACAUCUGAAAUCAGUUUAAAUUGUCCAUCUGGCACAGUUCCUGUUAUUGCAUACUGCGUACCUUGUAGCAUUGGUCAUUUCUGUUCAAAUGAUGAAUGUCUGUCAUGUGACAAAGGAACAUAUCAAGAUCAAAAAGGCCAAAUGUUUUGUUUUUCAUGUCCUAAGGGAAUGACCACAGAAGGAACAGACUCUGUUUCCAUUGAUGACUGUUGUGUACCAAUACCACUAUCUGGUAAAGAGAAUACUUUGAGCAUUAUCUUAGCAGUAUGUACAAGUUGCACUAUCCUUGGUAUUUUGGUGGGUGUUAUUGUGGUAUAUUGCAGACAAAAAGGAAUUUGCAAAUCGUAUAAAAUGAGUAAUGAUUGGGAUAAUGACUAUACAAUGGACGAUGGCUGUUAUAAGAUUAGUAAGCCUAUAAUAGACCCAACAGCAAUAGCAACUAUUGAAGGAUUUGAUUUUGACACUAUCCCAUUAGGUGUAAACUCUCCAAGUCCCGUUAGCUAUUCUUCACCGCCAACAACCAUGGAGCAAGACAAAGCAAAAAAUGUUUCAAAGCUCGCAGAGAGUGAUGAGGAUGAUGAUGAGCGGUCAAUCUUGUAGAGAGAAUGUUGGACACCCGAAUCGUUGAAUGGCAUUAAAGUUGAUUGUUGAUAAUGAAAUAUAUCACAUCAGCUUAUAUCGAAUUUAUACUGUAGUUCGUCUAAACAUGUCAUGAAUACAUAUUUUUUUUUCGUAAUGAAUAGAUAUCGUAAAUGUUUCUGCAUGUAAAUAGUUAAUAAAAAGCUUCAUUUAGAUUU
Mytilus californianus (California mussel) is the source of this 4868-nucleotide messenger RNA. RefSeq lists its product as uncharacterized. Gene Ontology annotation, molecular function: calcium ion binding. Lineage: Eukaryota; Metazoa; Mollusca; Bivalvia; Mytilida; Mytilidae. The coding region runs from base 91 to 4671 and encodes 1526 amino acids. The transcript has 28 exons. The record is from RefSeq and is a predicted model, not a curated record.